This is a messenger RNA of Peromyscus californicus insignis, 3434 nucleotides long. It is a transcript of the gene Zcchc14, whose product is annotated as zinc finger CCHC-type containing 14. The coding region runs from base 48 to 3326 and encodes 1092 amino acids. Lineage: Eukaryota; Metazoa; Chordata; Mammalia; Rodentia; Cricetidae. The record is from RefSeq and is a predicted model, not a curated record. The transcript is spliced from 13 exons. Gene Ontology annotation, molecular function: phosphatidylinositol binding; nucleic acid binding; zinc ion binding.
CGCGCGCGGCUCCCGGGCCCGGCGGCGGGCGCGGCGCGGGCGGCAGCAUGGUGGAGAAGCGCUGCCCGUUGCAGAGGGACGGCGUGUACCGCUGGUUCUCCGAACUGCCGUCGCCGCAGCGCGUGGAGUUCCUGUGCGGCCUGCUGGACCUGUGCAUCCCUCUCGAGUUGCGCUUCCUCGGCUCGUGCCUGGAGGACCUGGCACGCAAGGACUACCAUUCGCUGCGCGACUCGGAGAUUAAGGCCAACAACCCGGCGGACCUUGGCAGCCUCACCAACCUGACAGACGAGGUGGUGCGUAGCAAGCUGCUGGUGUCGCUGGCGCUGCUGGGCUCGGAGCAGCGCGAGGCUGCGGGCGUGUUGUACCGCACGCUCACGCACACCGACUCCAUCAUCCACAACUACGGGCUGCAGCUCAACGAGGGACGCACGGGCGAUGAGUUCCUUCUGCUCUUCACCAUGGCCUCCAACCACCCGGCCUUCAGCUUCCAUCAGAAGCAGGUGCUGCGCCAGGAGCUCACGCAGAUCCAGAGCAGCCUGAACGGCAACGGCGGCGGCGGCGGCGGCGGCGGUGGCGGCGGCAAGAGCGCGCCCGGGCCCGGCGGCGCUCUGCCCACCUGCUCCGCCUGCCACAAGAUGGCGCCCAGAACUGAGACCCCUGUCAGCAGCAUCAGCAACAGUCUGGAGAAUGCAUUGCAUACAUCAGCACAUUCCACGGAGGAGUCCCUGCCCAAGAGGCCUUUGGGAAAACAUGGCAAAGCGAGUGUUGAAAAAAUAGACCUGAAGGGAUUAUCACACACGAAAAAUGACAGAAGUGUUGAGUGUUCCUUUGAGGUCUUAUGGUCUGAUUCUUCAAUAACAUCAGUAACCAAGUCUUCCUCAGAAGUGACUGAAUUUAUUUCAAAGUUAUCCCAGCUCUACCCUGAAGAGAACUUGGACAAACUCAUUCCUUGCUUGGCUGGCCCAGAUUCCUUCUAUGUGGAGCGCAACCAUGUGGAUUUGGAAGCAGGUCUGAGGUACUUGGCUUCCAUACCUUCACACACACUGAAACAUGACCACGUCAGGAAGUUCUUCAGCACUUCGUCUCCCACCCAACAGCUCCAAAGUCCAAGUCCUGGCAACCCCUCCCUUCCUAAAGUAGGUGCCAUGAUGGGCGUGUCUGGGAGGCCUGUGUGUGGAGUGGCUGGCAUUCCAUCCUCGCAGAGCAGCGCCCAACACCACCUGCCGCACUCGGCCAGCGCAUCUGCUUCCCUGCCCCACUGCUCCCACACAGCGGGGACAGGCUCGGCACUGGCUUACCGGACCCAAGUGGACAACUCGCCUACCAUCCUGAUGCCCUCUAGUCUGCAGGCCCCUCAGCCCCAGGAGCAAAAUGGGAUUUUAGACUGGCUUAGGAAGCUGCGUUUGCACAAGUAUUACCCCGUCUUUAAACAGCUCACCAUGGAGAAGUUCCUGAGCCUUACUGAAGAAGAUCUGAAUAAAUUUGAGUCCCUCACCAUGGGAGCAAAGAAAAAGCUCAAGACGCAGUUGGAGCUGGAAAAGGAGAAGUCCGAGAGACGGUGCCUCAACUCCUCAGCCCCAUCCUUGGUCACCAGCAGUGGAGUGGCCCGAGUCACCCCCACCAGCCACGUGGGGCCUGUGCAGCCUGGGCGUAGCAGCCAUGCUGCAGAGCUGCGGGUGGAGGUGGAGCCACCGGCUCACCAGCUGCCCCGGGAAGGCAGCUCCUCUGAGUAUUCCAGCUCUUCCUCUAGCCCCAUGGGUGUGCAGGUGCGAGAGGAGAGUUCAGACAGCGCUGAGGAAAGCGAGAGACGUGUGGACAUACAUGUUGAGGGUACUGAUAAGGAGAAGCCUGUGAUGUUGCUGACUCACUUCCCAUCCAGCUCUGCCAGACCCACGGCCCAGGUUCUGCCUGUGCAGAAUGAGGCUGGCUCCAGCCCUGCAGGUCACCAUCCCCUGCCCCCACAGCUGAUGCCUGCAGCUUCACACCUGGCACCUGUCCGCAUGCUGAACUCAGUGCACAAGUCGGACAGAGGCAGCACGGAUGUGAAGCUCCUCUCAUCCUCUGUCCACUCCCUUCUGUCCUUGGAAGAAAGGAACAAGGGGCCUGGCCCUAGAAGUGGCACAAAAGUAGACAAGAGCUUUGGUGGCCCUGUGCUGGACGCACUGCCCUCAGCGGCACCCCAUCCGCCAGUACAGGUCCUCUCGGGCCUUGUAGAGAACAACUCUGUGUCACCCACGGUCUCCUUUGGUCCCCGGGCCAAAGUUGUGCAUGCAGCCACACUGGACAGGGUGCUGAAGACAGCACAGCAGCCAGCCCUGACUGUGGAGACCAGCUCAGCCGCCACAGGGACACCGAGCACCGUCCUGCAUGUGGCCCGGCCGCCCAUCAAGCUGCUGCUGUCCUCCUCCGUCCCUGCUGAUGCUGCCAUCUCUGGGCAGACUUCUUGCCCCAACAACGGGCAGAUCAGCGUGCCCCCUGCAAUAAUCAACCCCCGGACUGCUCUGUAUACAGCCAACACCAAAGUUGCCUUCUCUGCAGUGAGCAGUGUGCCUGUGGGCCCACUGCAGGGCAGCUUCUGCGCCAACAGCAACACUGCCUCCCCCAGCAGCCACCCCUCCACAUCUUUUGCGAGCAUGGCCACUCUGCCCAGUUGCCCUGCCCCCAGCUCCAGCCCUGCCCUCUCCUCUGUCCCUGAAAGCAGCUUCUACAGCGGCGGUGCUGGCAGCAGCUCCCCAGGAAACAUUCCUGCCUCAAGUCAGAACCACCACCACCACCAUCACCAUCAGCAGCCCCCUGCACCCCCACAGCCUGCGCCGCCCCCACCUGGCUGCAUUGUGUGCACGUCUUGUGGGUGCAGUGGCAGCUGUGGCUCCAGUGGCCUGACUGUCAGCUAUGCCAACUACUUCCAGCACCCAUUCUCCGGGCCAUCCAUGUUUACCUUCCCUUUCCUACCCUUCAGCCCCAUGUGCAGCAACGGCUACGUCAGCACCCAGCAGUACGGUGGUGGCUCUGCCUUCCCUGUUGUGCACGCGCCCUACAGUGGCAGUGUGACUCCGGACCCCGUCCUAGGUGGGCAAUCCACUUUUGCGGUGCCACCCAUGCAGAACUUCAUGGCUGGGACAGCAGGGGUGUACCAAACCCAAGGCCUGGUGGGCAGCACCAAUGGCUCCAGUCACAAAAAGAGUGGAAAUCUGUCGUGUUACAACUGUGGGGCUACUGGCCACCGUGCUCAGGAUUGCAAGCAACCGUCCAUGGACUUCAACCGGCAAGGAACUUUUAGGUUGAAAUAUGCCCCUCCAGCAGAAAGUCUGGACUCCACGGACUGAUCCUUUUUUUUUUUUUUUGGCAACAGAACAUUUUAUUAAGCCAUGAAAAAUCACAUAGAGAACUGAAGUCAAGUUGCUAUGGAGCCAUGGAGACCUAAGGAAAAAUCA